AUGGAUUCUCUCCAUUUAUCAAAUGAACAGGGUUUGUUUGCUGACUCUAAAUUUCAUGAACCUGUUAAGGAAAAUUUACUGCCACAAUUGCGUGGGUUCAGUGAACUUCGUAGAGAAGACAAGUACAAACGAAAUGCUGCAAAUGAAGAUCACCAGGCGAAUGUGGGCAGGGGGAUACCUGAGAAGGAGAGCUCGAAAAGAUUAGGAUUUGGGCUUGGAAGUUAUAGGGUUGUACCAAGACCAUUUGAUGAUCGAUUUAAGCCUUCAGUCGGUGUUCACUUUCAGCAAUUACGGGAUGAAGAAUUCUGGAUAGAGGGAGGGAGUAGGAAUUGUCUACCAGUCAAUUCUUUCGAAGAUAUGGAUUUACCACGUCAGUUGCGCGAUAAUAUCAGCAAACUUCAUUACAGUGAACCAUUGCCUAUUCAAAGAGCUACUUUUUCCUUAAUUGAAGAAGGUUUUCAUGUUGUCGGAUUUUCAAGAACUGGUUCAGGAAAAACCGCGGCUUUUUUGAUUCCAAUUAUUAAAUGGAUUAUCACCUUCAAAAAAACCAAUCAUGGUGCGAGUCAUCUCUUAUUUUCAAAAUUUCCCUCGCAUCUUUGUUUUAUUUAUAUUGCUUUAUUUGUAGUGCUGAGGACGCAUCAGUCGCCUUGCUGUAUUAUUUUAUCACCCACUAGGGAACUUGCUGAACAGUUAUUUAAUUCGGCGAAAGAACUUUCAACUGGGACGUGUUGUAAAGUUUUAAUUUCGAUGGGGGAUACCCGAAGAGUAGCUGAUAUAGCUUCUUUGAAAGGAGGAUGUGAUAUAUAUAUUGGAACUGUUGGUCGCCUUUGUGACUUUGUGAGCAAUGGUGAACUAGAUUUAAGUGGAGUACGGUUUCUUGUUAUUGAUGAAGCUGAUGACCAUACUGAGAGAGCAGAGCUUUUGGAAGAAAUUAGUGAAAUAAUCCUUAAAAGAUGUCAAGAAAAUGAAGAUCUUCAAAUGUUGCUGUUUACUGCAACAAUGAGUGAUAAGUUAUUGGAUUUUGCGAAACAAUAUAUGCGACCAUCAUUUGCAAAGGUGUUAAUUGGUGAUCUAUCCUCAGUUAGCCCGGACGUAGAACAACGAAUUGUAUUGGUUACUGAGCAAAAUAAAAGGCAUAAUCUUAUUGCAAUUCUGCAGAGGGAGCUUAAAAAGAACCCACAUUCCCGAAUUAUUGUAUUUACAAGAACCAAGCGUCGAAGCACAGCACUGUCCUGUUAUUUAUCAUAUUAUAACAUAACAGCUUAUCCAGUUAACGGCAGUAUGACCACGAAUUUGCGUCACGAAGGAUUAGAAGCUUUUUUGAAAGGUGAUUGUUCAGUCGUUGUGGCAACGGACGUUUUAGCGAGAGGAGUUGACUUGAAAGAUAUAUCGAUGGCUCGUUACCAGUCUCUAGCUUAUUUCGCAAAAUGUUUUUGUAACACCAGAUUGGCUAUUCCCUGUUUAACUAUCUUGAAAAGCUCCGCAUUUUAUCUCUUCAAGUUUCGACAGCCCUUGGCAUCGCUCUUUUUGGUUCUCAAUAUCCGUUCAGCCUUGACCUACGUUAUCAAUUACGACUUGCCGCCUUACGACAGGUGGUCAUUUUAUGUUCAUAGGCUCGGACGGACUGCACGCCUCGGGAACAACGGCAAAGCAGUAACUUUUUAUGAUCGGUCUGUCGACUUGAAUAUGGCCCAUCGUCUUUGUGAGCAGCUUCCUAGUCCAAACUUCUUUAUACUUCUUACGAUCAGCACUAUUUGUACCGAGUUAUUUUGCAUUACGUGGUUAAUUAACAAUCAUCAGCACGCUCCAGCUUUUUUGGUUGAUGACGCUCUCUCUUUGUAUGGUGCUGAAGAACUGGCAGAUAGAGCUCAAGAAGAAUACAUAAGAGAGCUUAUUGGAAGAAAUAGAGAAUCUAUAUUCGAUACCGAGGACGAGUCAGAGUAA
Enterobius vermicularis (human pinworm) is the source of this 1944-nucleotide messenger RNA. The record is from the annotation of a GenBank genome assembly. NCBI's taxonomy places the organism in Eukaryota, Metazoa, Nematoda, Chromadorea, Rhabditida, Oxyuridae.